Hemiscyllium ocellatum (epaulette shark) is the source of this 507-nucleotide messenger RNA. Its product is annotated as gastrula zinc finger protein XlCGF49.1-like. Gene Ontology annotation, cellular component: nucleus. The coding region runs from base 1 to 507 and encodes 168 amino acids. The transcript has a single exon. NCBI's taxonomy places the organism in Eukaryota, Metazoa, Chordata, Chondrichthyes, Orectolobiformes, Hemiscylliidae. The record is from RefSeq and is a predicted model, not a curated record.
AUGGAGAAACCGUGGAAAUGUGGGGAGUGUGGGAAUGGUUUCCCUUCGCUAUCUGCGCUGGAGAUUCAUUGGCGUUUGCACGUCGGGCAGCGGCUAUUCACCUGUACUCACUGCAGGAAAGGCUUCACUCAGUUACACCACCUCCUGGCCCCCCAGUGGGUCCACACCAGCAAGAACCCGUUCAUCUGCCCCGUGUGUGGGCAGGGCUUCACUCAGUCACACCAGCUGUUGCCGCACCAGCGGAUGCACACCGGAGAGAAACCAUUUUCCUGCUCCGUGUGCGGGAAGGGCUACACCCGGUCGUAUCACCUGCUGCUCGGCUUCCACGUCCACACUGGGAAGAAGCCGUUCACCUGUCCCGUGUGGAGCAAUGACUUCUGUGAUUCCUCCACCCUGCACAAACACCAGCGCAUCCACACCAAGGAGCAGCCGUUCACCUGUCCAGUGUGUGGGAAGGGCUUCACCCAGUCGUGCAACUUGUGGAGACACCAGCAACUUCACAAGUGA